UCGGGUGGAGAGAGCGGAAUAAUGGGGUCACGAAGCAUGUGGAGUCAGAGCCAAGUACAGAGAAGCAGAAACCAAUGUAUGUUUAAGCAAGAAGUACCUGAGGUCCUGGAAGCUGAUUCAGCAGCAGCACCAGAAGUGUGUCCUGAAACUGUAAGCCAGGAUCAAUACCUAAAACAUCCUCUACAAAACAGAUGGGCUUUAUGGUAUUUUAAAAAUGACAAGACCAAAAGUUGGACAGAGAAUUUGAGACUUAUUGCUAAAUUUGAUACGGUUGAAGACUUUUGGGCGUUAUAUAAUCACAUACAGCAACCUAGUAAGCUUUUGUUUGGGUGUGAUUACUGUUUGUUUAAGGAUGGUAUUAAACCGAUGUGGGAAGAUGAUAAAAAUAAAAGAGGAGGAAGGUGGCUAAUGACACUUAACAAGCAACAGAGGCACAAUGACUUGGACCGAUACUGGCUGGAAACGCUUUUGUGUCUGAUCGGGGAGGCCUUUGAUGAGUUUAGUGAUGAGGUGUGUGGAGCUGUUGUGAAUGUCAGGCCAAAAGGUGACAAAAUAGCAAUCUGGACAGGGAACUGCCAAAACAGAGAUGCAGUUGUUUCAAUAGGGCAAUUGUACAAAGAACGUUUAGGACUGUCUUUGAAAGCUCUUAUUGGUUACCAGUCACAUGAUGACACAUCUAGCAAAAGUGGAUCCACAACAAAGAAUCUGUUUUCAGUUUAGCGAAUGUCCCAAAUGCAGCAAACAAACUGAAAAUCAUCUGGUAACAUGGGUAAAAGUAACUAAAACAUUGGAUCUAUCAACACACAGAAACUUGCAGCAAGCAGGAACUGAACAAGCCAGGUUCUGAGAGGUCCUUGCAGCUAACGAGAAUCGGUUUCUAUUGGCAAAUGAAAGGUCGAUGGAGGGAGCCUUACCCAUUGGGUCAAUAGAAUUUUUUUGAUUUUGUCAGGCUCAAAUUUAACACUAGCUGACAAACAGACUACGCAUUUUCAUUUUUGGCCAUUUCUAACCAAUUAUUAGCUAAACAAAAGCAGACAGUAGUUUGUGUACACAUCACUAUUUCAUAAUAGCAAAAGACAAUGAAUAUUUUCCCUGAGAUUUGGCCAUCCAGACACAGCAUGCUGAUAACUGUCCUGAAUGUUAGUUGGUAAUGGUAAGAGCAGUGUGCAAGGCACAAAUUAGCAGUAGACUAAUUAUUAAAAUCUGCACUAUUUGCAAACUACAGGCUUUCCUUGUUUCAAGCAUCCAUAAUGAAGCAGCUUUGGGAGCAGGCAGAAUUUGCCAGUCACAUCAAUCAUGCUGUUUCAUACAUGGGAAUUUGCUUGUACUUCAGUCUUUCCAACCUGUAUGAGCUCAAUAUGUAUGGGAGUUCUCCGAAAGUGAGAGCUUACCAUCUCUCCCUAAGUGUGAAUAUUAAUUCAGCAUGGGAGCCAAUGCUAAUGCCCAUGUUAUGAUUCCAUGAUUCUUUUCCUCCCAUUCCAGGAAUCUAAUGUUUAUAAAUCUAGUUUGUAUUUCUGUGGCAGUGUUAAAUUAUUUAGAGCCCAUCAUAAACAGAGCAGACACCAGGGGAGAAAGGUGAAAUAGUUUUUUUAAUCACUAUUUCAUAACAUGUGAAGUUGGGGAAGAAUUUUAAAACUUAAAUUAAUGGUUGUAAAAUGUGGGGGCCAAUUCUAAAUGUCAAUAGUUAAAAACAGUCUAGCCAUCUCUCUUAGCUGCCACUUUGAGUGACUUGGAAUUUAUUGCUGCUUUUCCUUAUAUCCUGCAUUUCUUUAAGCUCUGAUAACUUGAGUGCCCAGAAACAUUCCUGCUAAUGUUUGAUCUGCAGCCCUGUGUUGAUUUUGAUCACUUGCAUUUUGAGGUGAACUUGUUCGCAUGUGGAACUAUUCCAUAGAAAAUAUUAUUUUCUUAAAGUAUUUAACAGUUAAAAGCAUUGCUGUGAAUUUAAUUCAAAGAUUUUAAUAGGAUGUUGAACAGCUUUCCUUAUUCGAGAUUCAUUGAUUGGAUUUGAAAGUCGUUUCACAGCAGAUGAAAUAAAGAUUAGAAAUUAGGGAUAUUGCCUAAUGAGCAGGAAAGCUGAUGCUUUUAACACCCUCUCACCAGUAUUUUCUCAUUGUGCAUUGUAUGAAUUCCAGAACUUGGUAAUAAAUGCUAAUAUUGGAACAA
This is a messenger RNA of Chiloscyllium plagiosum (whitespotted bambooshark), 2163 nucleotides long. It is a transcript of the gene eif4e1c, whose product is annotated as eukaryotic translation initiation factor 4E family member 1c. Lineage: Eukaryota; Metazoa; Chordata; Chondrichthyes; Orectolobiformes; Hemiscylliidae. Gene Ontology annotation, biological process: translational initiation. Gene Ontology annotation, molecular function: RNA 7-methylguanosine cap binding; translation initiation factor activity. The record is from RefSeq and is a predicted model, not a curated record. Gene Ontology annotation, cellular component: cytoplasm; eukaryotic translation initiation factor 4F complex.